Molecule: messenger RNA, 2274 nt
Organism: Drosophila takahashii
Lineage: Eukaryota; Metazoa; Arthropoda; Insecta; Diptera; Drosophilidae
Gene: hry
Product: bHLH transcriptional repressor hairy
Biological process (GO): regulation of transcription by RNA polymerase II; anterior/posterior pattern specification; regulation of neurogenesis
Cellular component (GO): nucleus
Molecular function (GO): protein dimerization activity; RNA polymerase II cis-regulatory region sequence-specific DNA binding; DNA-binding transcription factor activity, RNA polymerase II-specific
Source: RefSeq, a predicted model, not a curated record
AUCAAUCGUCAGUCGUCCGCCGAGAGCCCAGCGAUAAGGUAGUCCCGCUACGCUCUGUAAACCCGCCGACAUCCAUAUCCAUCCAGACCCAGUGCUAAAACACUACAUAUAAUAUACCAGCGAAAAGCGAACACCCGAACGAUCGAUCUUCGUGCCGAGUCGUUUCGGUCUUUUAAUCGCACUGCAGCCAGAACCUGCUGCUCAUUCGCCUGCCGUAACUCGUAGCGUGCGGUUCUAUCGCUCCGCUUAAAAGAAAAACCAAAUCAACCCAGAGAAUUUAAACGCUUAUUUUACGUACUUCUCUGCGACGCUGCGCGAAAGUGAAACCAAGUGAACUUGAACAAGAAAUAAGAUCUGAAAUAAUUGCAAACCAGCAAGAAACAGUGAACUAAACCUUAAAGAGCAGCAAAUCCAAAUUUGCUGCCAAGUGUAAACCAAACUGUGCCUCAAACUCAACAAACAAUAUCUGACCGAAAUGGUUACCGGCGUAACAGCAGCCAACAUGACCAACGUUCUGGGCACCGCCGUUGUGCCGGCCCAGCUGAAGGAGACGCCGCUGAAAAGUGACCGUCGGUCGAACAAGCCCAUCAUGGAGAAACGCCGACGCGCCCGUAUUAACAACUGUCUCAACGAACUCAAGACGCUGAUUCUGGAUGCCACCAAAAAAGACCCGGCUCGCCACUCCAAGUUAGAAAAGGCCGACAUCCUGGAGAAGACAGUGAAGCAUCUGCAGGAGCUGCAGCGCCAGCAGGCUGCCAUGCAGCAGGCCGCCGAUCCCAAGAUCGUGAACAAAUUCAAGGCCGGCUUCGCCGACUGCGUGAACGAGGUGAGCCGCUUCCCGGGCAUCGAGCCCGCCCAGCGUCGCCGCCUGCUGCAGCACCUGAGCAACUGCAUCAACGGCGUGAAGACGGAGCUGCACCAGCAGCAGCGCCAGCAGCAGCAGCAGCAGUCCAUCCACGCCCAGAUGCUGCCCUCGCCGCCCAGUUCGCCGGAGCAGGACAGCCAAACUCCCGCAGCGGCGGCUCCCUACCUCUUCGGCCAGAUCCAGCAGACGGCCAGCGGCUACUUCCUGCCCAACGGCAUGCAGGUGAUCCCCACCAAGCUGCCCAACGGCAGCAUUGCCCUCGUCUUGCCACAGAGCCUGCCACAGCAGCAGCAGCAACAGUUGCUGCAACACCAGCAGCAACAGCAGCAGCAGCAACUCGUUGCCGCGGCGGCAGCAGCAGCGGCAGCAGCAGCAGCCUCCCAGGUGACCAUGCCCCAGCGCACCGCCAGCACCGGAUCCGCCAGCUCGCACUCCUCCGCCGGCUACGAGUCGGCGCCCGGCAGCAGCAGCAGCUGCAGCUACGCCCCGCCCAGCCCGGCCAACUCCAGCUACGAGCCCAUGGACAUCAAGCCGUCGGUCAUCCAGCGAUCGGUGGUGGUGCCCAUGGAGCAGCAGCCCCUGUCGCUGGUGAUCAAGAAGCAGAUCAAGGAGGAGGAGCAGCCCUGGCGGCCCUGGUAGAGGGUUGAACAGAUAGUUGCGCCCUCUAUCGAAUCUCCCGCUUUUAAGACUGACCCCCCAAAACACACUCAUCAUCAUCCAAAAGUCACACAUGCGCAGGCGUUGUGCGCAUGCGCGUAGACAUUUCACAUCAUUCGCCGGGAUAACGCAAAUGUUGCUUUGAAGUGCCGCCGCAAACAUGCGAAUCCUUAAAUGGUCCAUUGCCUCGUCGGUACAAUUUCCUUGGAAAUAAAUUCGGCGAGGCUGGUGGACCUCCAUCAGACGCAAACACACGUUGUUAUAACUUAUUUAUUAUUAUUAUGAAAUCGAUUUUUGAGAAACGGUAUUCUACCAGGACAUCGCCAAACUACCUCAGUCCAAGUACUUGGUGUUGAAUUGCCUCAUGUAUCAUGUAUUACUCUUUCAAUAACAGCAAAUCAGCAAAAGUCUUCCAUACAAAUUCGACAAAACAAAAAAACACCUGAUAAGCUGAAAUACUUUUUAUGAAAAAGAUAAACGCAAAACAUAAAUCUUACCAUCUAGAAUGUACAUCUCCAUUUAAAUAUAGGUUUUGUACCUUAGCCCGCUAAGCCGCUUAGGUUUUCUCUCGCUCUUAAGUCUAAUCAAAGAAUAAUUAUAUUUAUAAACACACAAAAAACUACUCGUAAGGCCACGUGAUAUAGUGAACAUAAUGAGCUUCUAAGAAAACAAAACAAGAAUUUGAUGCAAGCAAAAGCAAAAAAUCAACAAGAAAAGAAAAGCAAACAAACAACAUACUAAAAAGAAAUAAA